GUAUGUACUCGCGGUACAUCGUGGAAAGAUGUCGGAAAGGAGAGUAACAGGUGGAGGAACCGCGGACACGAAAUCAGCCAUAAAGCUCCAACGUCGCCGUGUUUAUUGCUAGAUUUUAAAUUAAGUAAGUAGCUAAAUUAGUUAUUCCUAGAAGCGGAGUCGUCUGGUGUGCAUGGGAGGCUUAAAACGUCUUAAUCCGAAGAAGAGACCGAGCGGUGACUGGCAGAGAACGACCGCGUGAGAGGGCUUCAACCGGGCAGGGGUGCUGCUUCGGCUUCUCGCUUAGGUGGGGAUGUUAUCCGUACUGUCUUAUGGCAGACUGGUAGCCAGGGCUGUCCUCGGUGGACUCUCGCAGACGGACGGGCGCGACUACAGCCUCGUUACCGCCAGCUAUGGCUUCGGCAAGGACUUUCGGAAGGGGAUUCUUAAGAAAGGGAUGUGCUACGGGGACGACGCCUGCUUCAUUGCGAGGAACAAGAGUGCCGACGUUUUGGGUGUAGCGGAUGGCGUGGGUGGCUGGCGAGACUACGGCGUCGACCCAUCUCAGUUCUCUGCCACGUUGAUGAGAACAUGCGAGCGGCUAGUGAAGGAAGGUCGCUUCACUCCGAGCAAUCCAGUGGGCAUCCUGACCUCUGGCUACUAUGAACUCUUACAGAACAAAGUCCCCCUUUUAGGCAGCAGCACAGCCUGCAUCGUAGUGCUGGACCGACGGAGUCACCAGCUCCACACGUGUAACCUCGGCGACUCGGGCUUCCUGGUGGUGCGCGGAGGCGAGGUGGUACACCGUUCGGAUGAGCAGCAGCACUACUUCAACACGCCCUUCCAGCUGUCCAUCGCUCCCCCGGGGUCCGAAGGGGUGGUGCUCAGUGACAGUCCAGAAGCUGCUGACAGCUCCUCGUUUGAUGUGCAGCUCGGUGACAUCAUCCUCACCGCCACCGACGGCCUCUUCGACAACAUGCCCGAUUACAUGAUUCUCCGGGAGCUCAAAAAACUCAAGACCAGCAACUAUGAGAGCAUUCUGCAGACGGCGCAGAGUAUAGCAAAACAAGCUCACGACCUCGCCUAUGAUCCCAACUACAUGUCGCCGUUUGCACAGUUUGCAUGUGACAACGGUCUGAAUGUAAGAGGAGGAAAGCCAGACGACAUCACGGUGCUGCUUUCCAUCGUGGCCGAAUAUACAGACUAGGAAGCGCGUGCGCUCGAAUGUGCGUUUGGCGCCGCGGGGCUCGCUCACCCCUUUCCCGUCCGCCCGACUCUUCCUCCGACACGACGCCCACGCUUCCAUCCAUGUCUGUUUAGUUUUCGUUUGUUCCUCCGGCGUGUCAAAGGGAAAGCGGGCAGCUCGGAUAGAUCCAUGUUGACCGUGGUGCAGGAGAAACCCCAACGCGGCACAUUAAGGCGUCCAAAUUGCACGGCAUGGAAAGAGGAGUAAGCCAGGCUUUGGAGGUUCUUUGAUCAAGAAUCAAGAGGUUGAACUUGAAUGUGUUUCUGUAGCCCCAUUUGAGGCCAAUGCAGAGGAGGCGGCUUUGCGAAUGUGCAGGUUGAGCUAACUAGCUCGGCCCUCGGAGGGAACUCAACAGAGCCUCCGUCGAGCCAACAUGCAUCGAGGUUUGGGGCUUGUAAAUAGUUCUGAGACUGUCUUUACUUUUGGAUUUAUUUCUCUUUGACUUACUGUUGCGAGUGAUGCGUUCACGGACACACUGAGAUAGUGUGAUAGAAAAAGGGAGUAAUUGCGUGCGUUUGAGUGAGUUCCAAUGUCACGUUUGAUGUUAAGAGAAACGCUAUAGCAUCUGCUAAUGCUCACGGUUGCAAACAUAGGUCAAGGGUGUGACGAUAGAGAUGUAUAUUUUUUUAAAUAAUAUUUGAAAGUCUCUGCCCAAUCAAAUGCUGUAUUUCCUCCUAUAGUGGUUUACUCAAUGAACUGCCAAGAUUGUCAGAUGUUGAUUGGGGUGGGCGGGGCUUUACACGUACAGAUGGAUUUUGAAAAUAUUAAAAUGACGAUACAUUUUAUCCACACAUUUUUCUAUCGUACUGUUUCCCAAUUAAGACGGGGAACAACAGACGAAAAAUCUCUUUGCACGCCUCGCAUCCAAAAAUUGCAUCUUUUGGUUAAACAUUUCGAUCCACUAACAUAGAUCAAAUAUUACCAUUUUAUUUUAUAUGUGCUGUCCAGCAAAACAGUAUUGCAGAAUCUUUUUGCAGUUUGAUUCAACGUGUGUAAAAAAAAAAAAAAAAAAAAAAAACGCUUGUCACAUAAGUCAUUAACUAAAACCGUCCCAAAAUUAGGCAAGUCAUGCUUUUGUUGGACAGUGGUGAUUGUUCUUACACCGCCACCUAGUGGCACAAUACUUUGUAAAUGUUAUUUAAGGUAAGGCGUUUAUUUCUUCCAGUGUGACAAGGGUACUAUUUGAGGAAAUAUGGUAUGUUUGGUUUAGGAAAAACUAUGAGUUGAGUUUUUUUUUUUUUUAACUUUCUGUUGCUGCUUUUCUGUGUAAUUUGAAUAUAUGAGCUGAAUUACAUGAACAUUUUCACCGUGGUUGUGUGCGUGCGGAUUUGAGUCCCUUUACGUAAUGUCUUGACCGUUUCAACAUGGGUACACCAAUGACAUUUUAUCAUAAUAUAUUCAUCAGAGCGCCUUGUGGUUGUAAACGCGCAGCAAUACUGUACACAAAUUAUGCUCAAAAUUUGGUGGGAUUGAUCCGAUUUUUUUUGCUGGAGGAUUUUGUCUUUCAUACAUGCGAUUGGUUGUCUGUCGAGCUUGUGCACGACAGGUUUCUGAAGCCAAAGAACGAAAGCCAUAUAGAGUAGAAUGCAUAUUAGGGACCUUGCUCUGUACUGUAUGUCUUGCUGUAAGUGGAGACCAAUAAUGUCACUGUUUUAUGUAUGUUUCAAUAUUAUAGUAGGAGCUGUACUCGUGUGGCGGGGGUAGAUUAUUUGUCAGUGCUUUUCUCUUUGCAUGGUUUCAGUCGAUCCGUUUUGCUCCUGUGUCUUUAAAAUGUAUGUCCUGGAAAAAUGUAACUUGUAUGCAGACAAAGGCUGUGAAAUUUUAGCGUGCGAAUGAAAAGGGGGGAGCACAAUUUAAGCCUUAACACAUGAUCUGUCAUCAAGAGGCCUUCCCUGUCUUUGCAAGCUUGUCUCGUCCAUGUUGUUGUUUGUGUGUUCAAUACGGUCUGCAUACGUCCAGUUGUGUGUUCUCCCCAUCAAAGCAAAGGUGCUUCUGCCAUCUCGACGACUGGUACGAUUGUCCUUUUUCCAACAAGCGAUAUUUGUAUGGGUGAAUGAACUGUACAUCUGUUUGUCACGGUGUAACAAUGCAAGUCUAAUUUAUGUAAAUAUGUUUUGAAAAAAAUGUACAAUAUUUAAAUAAAGAAGUUAUAGUAUU
Syngnathus acus (greater pipefish) is the source of this 3382-nucleotide messenger RNA. Its product is annotated as protein phosphatase PTC7 homolog. The coding region runs from base 293 to 1186 and encodes 297 amino acids. Lineage: Eukaryota; Metazoa; Chordata; Actinopteri; Syngnathiformes; Syngnathidae. The transcript has 6 exons. The record is from RefSeq and is a predicted model, not a curated record.